Messenger RNA from Cynoglossus semilaevis (tongue sole), 2096 nucleotides. RefSeq names its product NSFL1 (p97) cofactor (p47) (gene nsfl1c). NCBI's taxonomy places the organism in Eukaryota, Metazoa, Chordata, Actinopteri, Pleuronectiformes, Cynoglossidae. Gene Ontology annotation, cellular component: nucleus; cytosol. The transcript has 10 exons. The coding region runs from base 122 to 1252 and encodes 376 amino acids. Gene Ontology annotation, molecular function: ubiquitin binding. Gene Ontology annotation, biological process: membrane fusion; autophagosome assembly; proteasome-mediated ubiquitin-dependent protein catabolic process. The record is from RefSeq and is a predicted model, not a curated record.
CACCUGCUGCCCUUGGUGAAAACACCUCUCUCCUGCAUGCAUGAUUGUCUCACGGUUACUUGUUCCUGCCUAAGCCAGGUUUUGGGUGGAGGCGGACAAGACGCGGAAGGAGCAAGUAAAAAUGGCGAGCCAAGAAGAGUCUGUGAGGGAGUUCGUCGCCGUUACUGAUGUGGAUGAGGACAGAGCCAGGUUCUUCCUGGAGUCUGCGGGCUGGAAUUUGCAGCUCGCGCUCGCCAGUUUUUUUGAAGAUGGAGCUGAUGAUGACGACAUAGUGACACUCCCUCAACCUGAGGGAGGUUCCUCAGUGUCUCGGUCUACAGGACCCAGCUCGCAGCCCAGGGUGACUUCCUUCAGGGACCUGAUGCAUGAGGCUGAAGAGGAGAGUGAUGAGGAGGAGGGUCAAAGGUUUUUUGCUGGAGGGUCAGAGCGCAGUGGGCAGCAGAUUGUUGGACCUCCCAAGAAGAAAAGCUCUAAUGAGGUAGUGGAGGAUCUGUUCAAAGGAGCCAGAGAACAUGGAGCUGUGCCUCUGGACCGGACUGGAAAGGGGCUUGGAGAACCCAGUAAAGCCAGGGCCUUUGUUGGUGGAGGCUACAGACUAGGAGCAGCUCCAGAGGAGGAGUCGACCUAUGUGGCUGGAGAGAGACGAGCCUCCAGCAGUCAGCAGGAUGUACAUGUGGUGCUUAAAUUGUGGAAGACCGGUUUCAGUCUUGAUAAUGGUGAGCUCCGAAACUACAGUGAUCCUGGAAAUGCCAAUUUCCUGGAGGCAAUCAGACGAGGUGAGAUUCCACUUGAGUUGAGGCAGCGUUCCAGAGGUGGGCAGGUCAACCUGGACAUGGAAGACCACAGGGAUGAGGACUUUAUCAAACCCAGAAUUGCCUUCAAGGCCUUUGUUGGAGAAGGACAGAAGCUAGGAAGUGCCACCCCAGAGUUGGUGACAGCUCCACCCUCUUUUCAGCAAGAUCAGGCAGUCAACGAAGCUCAAGCCAUCGCAUCAGUGUCCCUCGACUACGCACAGCCGGUCACAAACAUCCAGAUUCGAUUGGCUGACGGUGGCAGGCUGGUGCAAAAGUUUAACCAUACACACAGGGUGUCUGACCUGCGGCAGUUUUUGGUUGCAGCCAGACCAGCCAUGGCUGCCAGGGAGUUCAUCCUCAUGACCACCUUCUUCCCCAGCAAGGAGCUGCUGGAUGAGAGCCAGACGUUGGAGCAGGCCAACCUCCUCAACGCUGUCGUCACCCAGCGGCUAAAGUAAAGCUGUCAAGACGUAUACGAUUGCCCUCUGCUGGUGUGACUUAUUACCGCAGCCAUGUUAAACCUGCUGCCCCUUCUGAGGGAGGAGAAAAAACACAGACUUGUGUAUGGACUUCUAAUUUCUGAUUUUUUGUUUUGUUUUGUUUUAUUUUUUUCAAGUCAAAUGUAACAUCCUGCUUCCCCACCACCAUCACUCCUGCCUCACACCUAACUCACAGGCAGUAAGCAUGGGGGCCAAAACUUCCACACAAAAAAAAAGAGGAGAGAUUUCUGGAUUUUUGAAAGUUGCAAAUGCUGUUGCUGAUUGUGGUUUUGAUGGAGACAUGAAUACUUGAGAACAAAAGCCCAGCCUUUAUUAACCCUUUCCCUGUUUGCUUUUCUCAUAAAGUAGUUUAACUCCUUUAGUGUUGUCAUUAUCAGGUGCUGAGUUAUUUGCCAGCUGGGUGUCUGACAUCAAGUCAGACAUCAGGAGAGUGAUGGUAUGAUAGUAGUUCUUCCCACAGGGAUCGUUCAGUGGAAAAUAGAAACAUUUUCCAAAGAAAUCUAAAUAAUUGCCUUGGUAGUUGUGUGAAGCUGCCCGGUCCCUUUCAUUCCUCUAUUUUAUUUUCCCUUUAUAGAAUCUAAUGUUUUCCCAGUUGUGCAUUUUGAUAUUGGGUACCCUCACAGUUCCACGCACCUUUACCAUCAAGACAAAAAAAAAAAAAAAACUAGAUUGUAAACCUGUUUGUAUUAGUGGAACCUAAAUUCCUAUGAAACACUGACAUGUUCUAUGCAUCAUAGGGACACACAAAAAUGUUUGGACCUCCUGAAAAGAAAAAUAAAUUCAUUUUAUGGUUGAUGUAAAA